This is a messenger RNA of Phanerochaete carnosa HHB-10118-sp, 1990 nucleotides long. RefSeq lists its product as uncharacterized. The record is from RefSeq and is a predicted model, not a curated record. Gene Ontology annotation, cellular component: mitochondrial inner membrane. NCBI's taxonomy places the organism in Eukaryota, Fungi, Basidiomycota, Agaricomycetes, Polyporales, Phanerochaetaceae. The transcript has 4 exons. Gene Ontology annotation, biological process: heme biosynthetic process. Gene Ontology annotation, molecular function: protoporphyrinogen oxidase activity, oxygen as acceptor. Bases 89 to 1990 code for a protein of 633 amino acids.
GCGAAUGACAACUUUGACUUGUCUCUCUCACAUGCGACGCUGACUGGGUCAUUCAUUUUCUUUACAACGCGUCUUGGAGGCCCUGUUCAUGCCAGCUCCGACCCAUAUAUCUGUCAUCGGCGGCGGUCUUUCUGGCUUGUCUUCCGCAUACCACCUCUCGCGGCGUUUCCCAACAGCCAAGGUUACUCUUCUGGAACAAUCGCCUCGCCUGGGCGGAUGGGUACAUAGCGAGCGUGUACACGUGCAAGACGAUAAGGGAAAUGAAGCGGGAAUACUACUUGAGAGGGGCCCAAGGACGCUCAGGCCCAACAGCAAGGCUGUCCUCGAGUUGAUAAACCUCUUAGAGCUUCAGCGGUCUCUCCUUGUCGUGCCAAAAACUGCGGCUGCAGCACGAACACGUUUUCUCCAUAUCCCGGGGACGCGUGGUCUGACCGCGCUUCCGUCGUCUGUUACCAGCCUGCUUGCCACGCCUCUUGGACGUGCUAUCGCUCUGGCAGGUGCACGCGAACCACUACGAAGCUAUCCGAGCGCUAUUCGAUUGGCAGCUGAGGAUGGGGACGAGUCGCUCCAUGAAUUUCUGUCGACGAGACUGGGUCCUGAGCUCGCUCGAGUUUUGGGUAGCGCCCUCGUGCACGGCAUAUAUGCUGCAGAUUCAAAGCUACUCAGCGUUCGGGCCGCUUUCCCGUCGUUGUGGGGGCUAGCCGAAGAUGGCCGUGGAAGCAUAUUGCGCGGCGUGCUCUCCCGAAUACUGAAGUCGCGCUCCCCCGAGCCAUCGGCGAAUGAUUACGAUUUGGGCGAAGUGCCUAGGAUCAUGCAGACUGCCAGCAUUUUCUCAUUCGAAGAAGGGAUGACUGCGUUUGCGGCUGCUCUGGAAAAAGCUGUGAUUGAGCAUCCAAAUACUGAGAUUUUGAAGAACGAUAAAGUUGAUGUCGUUCAGAAGGAUACUGCUGAUGGCGAUGUAACCAUACGAACACAAUCUGGCAGGAUCGUGUCUGCGUCACACCUCGUCUCUGCGAUGCCACUGCCCGCCCUUCACACACUGCUAGAGCGGUCUUCCCUGCCCUCCCUCCCUCAUCUAACCGCUAAUCCAACCUCCUCUGUCAUCGUUGUAAACGUCGUCUUCCCGCCUACACCGCCUGGACAGCCCAUUCACCCUACCGGCUUCGGUUACCUCAUCCCACGCGACCAGGACUGGAACGCCAGCGUGCUCGGCACCGUCUUCGAUGCGUGCGCACUCGGCGGGCAGGAUACCUACCCAUCUGUAGAUGCGCCGAAGUUCACGAAGAUGACAAUGAUGAUACGUGCAGAGCCGUCGGCGCCGCCUGUCACCCAAGACGCCGUGCUAGCAUACCUCACAGAGCACCUCGCGCCUGCGCACCCUCUGCCCCGGCCGGUCUACUUUUCCGCGAACAUUAUGCACGAAUGCAUCCCCACGCCCAUAGUUGGGCAUGUCCAGCGCAUGAAAGAGUUGCGCAAUGCAGUCUGGAGGGAGUGGGGCGAGCGCCUGGAUGUUAUCGGUGCCGGUGUUGGUGGAGUUAGCCCCAUUCACCCUACCGGCUUCGGUUACCUCAUCCCACGCGACCAGGACUGGAACGCCAGCGUGCUCGGCACCGUCUUCGAUGCGUGCGCACUCGGCGGGCAGGAUACCUACCCAUCUGUAGAUGCGCCGAAGUUCACGAAGAUGACAAUGAUGAUACGUGCAGAGCCGUCGGCGCCGCCUGUCACCCAAGACGCCGUGCUAGCAUACCUCACAGAGCACCUCGCGCCUGCGCACCCUCUGCCCCGGCCGGUCUACUUUUCCGCGAACAUUAUGCACGAAUGCAUCCCCACGCCCAUAGUUGGGCAUGUCCAGCGCAUGAAAGAGUUGCGCAAUGCAGUCUGGAGGGAGUGGGGCGAGCGCCUGGAUGUUAUCGGUGCCGGUGUUGGUGGAGUUAGCGUCGGCGACUGUAUCGAGCAGGGCCGGCAGGUCGGACGAGCAUGGGAUCACUAA